Molecule: messenger RNA, 3081 nt
Organism: Globicephala melas (long-finned pilot whale)
Lineage: Eukaryota; Metazoa; Chordata; Mammalia; Artiodactyla; Delphinidae
Gene: THOC5
Product: THO complex subunit 5
Biological process (GO): mRNA export from nucleus; positive regulation of DNA-templated transcription, elongation
Cellular component (GO): THO complex part of transcription export complex
Molecular function (GO): mRNA binding
Source: RefSeq, a predicted model, not a curated record
UGGGGAUGAACUUGUGGGGGGAAAGAGGCGGGGUUAGAUGGGAUUAAUGCCCACCUUGACUUGCUGCUCUUGCUAGUGUGGGAUGUUCGGGUGAGUAUGACAGUGGUUAAGAAUCCAGGUUAUGGAAGCAAAUUCACAAGUGUCCAAAUCAUGGCACUACUACAUUCUUGGGUUAUCUUGGGCUCUCGACAAAUUCAUUCAACAAAUACUUGGCCGAGCACCUACUAGUUGCUGGGCAUAGCUUUAGGCGCUGGGGAAAGAAUGAACGAGGCACAUAGUCUUUGCCCUUGCAACUUCGGUUUCCUGGUUUCAGAGGGCAGCGUGAGGCUGUUGGCCGGCUGGGACCCGCCCAGACAACCCAGGUGCCACCAGCUCCUAGACCCCUUGCAGCCCAGCAGCCGCCCGCACCGCUUGGUGGCUGCGUCGGGACCCUUCGCGCUCCGCUUCCGGCCUCCACGCCUCACUUCCGGUCGGCCACUCCUUCCUUCCGCUUCUCUGUGGUGCGGGAGCUGUGGGAAGUGGCUCGCUGGCCGCGACAGGUCGGGGUGCAGUGUGGUGUUUAACAUUAUUAACCACUUGUGUACCAUCUAAAGCCCUGCUCUCAGAUCAUCUUCAUCACCUGCCCCAGUGGAGCGCCUCCUGCGUUAAUGUCCACAGCCACCUCUGAGGUCUCUGCUGUUUCCUCCUGACUUCACCAAACAACCAUGUCAUCGGAAUCGAGCAAAAAACGAAAGCCCAAAGUGAUCCGAAGUGAUGGAGCUCCAGCUGAAGGGAAGCGUAAUCGUUCUGACAUUGAACAGGAAGGUAAAUACUACAGCGAGGAGGCUGAGGUGGACCUGCGGGACCCUGGCAGAGACUAUGAGCUGUACAAGUACACGUGCCAGGAGUUGCAGAGGCUCAUGGCGGAGAUCCAGGACCUGAAGAGCAGGGGAGGCAAGGAUGUGGCAAUUGAGAUCGAAGAUCGGAAGAUCCAGAGCUGUGUGCAUUUCAUGACUCUAAAAAAGCUUAACCGAUUAGCCCACAUCAGGUUGAAGAAAGGAAGAGAUCAGACUCAUGAGGCCAAGCAGAAAGUGGACGCCUAUCACCUGCAGCUCCAGAACCUGUUGUAUGAGGUGAUGCACCUGCAGAAGGAGAUCACCAAAUGUCUGGAGUUUAAGUCAAAGCAUGAAGAAAUCGAUCUGGUCAGCUUAGAGGAGUUUUAUAAGGAGGCUCCUCCAGAUAUCAGCAAGGUGGAAGUCACCAUGGGAGACCCUCACCAGCAAACCCUUGCACGUCUGGACUGGGAGCUGGAGCAGCGGAAAAGGCUGGCGGAGAAGUACCGAGAGUGCCUGUCCAACAAGGAGAAGAUCCUUAAGGAGAUUGAAGUAAAGAAGGAGUACCUGAGUAGCCUCCAGCCUCGUCUCAACAGCAUCAUGCAGGCUUCCCUACCGGUGCAGGAGUAUCUGUUUAUGCCCUUCGACCAAGCUCACAAGCAGUAUGAGACAGCCCGACACCUACCACCUCCCCUCUAUGUCCUCUUUGUCCAGGCCACUGCGUAUGGGCAAGCCUGUGCUCAUAUGAAAUCCUCCCAGCCCCCUAGACAGGAUAAGACGUUGUCUGUGGCGAUUGAAGGCAGCGUGGAUGAGGCCAAGGCUCUGUUCAAGCCUCCCGAGGACUCCCAAGAUGACGAGAGUGACUCGGAUGCUGAGGAGGAGCAGACCACGAAACGCCGGCGACCCACACUGGGAGUUCAGCUGGACGACAAGCGCAAGGAGAUGCUGAAGAGGCACCCGCUGUCCGUCAUGCUGGACCUGAGGUGCAAAGAGCACAGGCUCCGGACGCGCAGGCUCAGCGGCCAUGGCUCACGGGCCCAGCCGCUCCACGGCAUGUGGGAUCUUCCCGGACCGGGGCACGAACUGGUGUCCCCUGCAUCGGCAGGCGGACUCUCAACCACUGCGCCACCAGAUGACAGUGUACUGCACCUGACUUUCUACUACCUCAUGAACCUCAACAUCAUGACGGUAAAAGCCAAAGUGACAACUGCCACAGAACUGAUCACCCCCAUCAGUGCAGGUGACUUGCUGUCUCCUGACUCAGUACUGAGCUGUUUGUAUCCUGGGGAUCAUGGAAAGAAAACUCCAAAUCCAGCCAAUCAGUAUCAGUUUGAUAAAGUUGGCAUCCUGACUUUGAGGGACUACGUACUUGACUUAGGGCAUCCCUAUUUGUGGGUGCAGAAGAUGGGUGGCCUCCACUUCCCCAAAGAGCAGCCCCAGCACACUGUGAUCACUGACCAUUCUCUGAGCGCCAGCCACAUGGAGACCACCAUGAAACUGCUGAAGACCAGGGUGCAGUCCCGCUUGGCCCUCCACAAGCAGUUUGCCUCCCUGGAACACGGCAUUGUGCCAGUUACCAGUGACUGCCAGUACCUCUUCCCUGCAAAGGUUGUCUCUCGCCUGGUGAAGUGGGUGACGAUUCCCCAUGAGGAUUAUACGGAACUGCAUUUUACCAAAGACAUCAUGGAGGCGGGACUGGCUGGGGACACCAAUCUCUACUAUAUGGCACUCGUGGAAAGGGGCACAGCUAAGCUCCAGGCUGCCGUGGUGCUGAACCCCGGCUACUCCUCCAUCCCACCCAUUUUCCAGCUCUGUCUGAACUGGAAAGGGGAGAAAACCAACAACAACGACGACAAUAUUCGGGCCAUGGAGAGUGAAGUCAAUGUGUGCUACAAGGAGCUGUGUGGCCCCUGGCCCGGCCACCAGCUCUUGACGAACCAGCUGCAGCGCCUGUGCGUGCUGCUGGAUGUCUACCUGGAGACGGAGAGCCACGACGACAGCGUGGAGGGGCCCAAGGAAUUUCCCCAGGAGAAAAUGUGUCUGCGGCUUUUCAGGGGCCCCAGCAGGAUGAAGCCAUUUAAAUAUAACCAUCCUCAAGGAUUCUUCAGCCAUCGCUGACCUCCCACUCAGCCUGUUGUUUCCCCCCAGACCCAACUGCUGCGCCUCUGCUUUCUGCUCUGGCGCACAUGUGGCUCUUUUUUUUUUUUUUUACAUCUUUAUUGGAGUAUAAUUGCUUUACAAUGGUGUGUUAGGUUCUGCUUUAUAAUAA